AUGGACAGUAGACGGUUCUGGUCUGGGCAAUUGGGCAAACGUGGCUAUGGUGGAUGGCUAAUGACGGUGGUGAUGUUGCUUUUCGUGGCUAUCUGUGGACUGAAUGCGUCCACCCCACGUGUGAAAACGAAAUUCGGCGUGGUUGAAGGUGUGUGGGCCAGAAGCGCAAAUGGCAGGAUCUUUGCCGAGUACUUGGGUAUUCCCUAUGCUGAGCCACCGAUUGGGGACCUGAGGUUUAGGAGUCCACAGCCUUGGAACCACACAUGGAAAGGUAUUUAUAAUGCCACAAAAGAUAGUUCCAAGUGCAUCCAACCGAUCUCAAAAGAACGUAUUGUCGGAAGUGAAGACUGCUUAUAUUUAAAUGUUUAUGUACCUGUGAUCCCAGAUAAGGAGAAGGGGAGCAACAAACUUCCAGUUAUAGUGUUCGUGCACGGCGGAAAGUAUAUUAUCGGUGCCAGUCACAGCCAAGAAUUCCCACCAGACUACAUGUUGAAUCGAGAUGUUAUUUUAGUCUCUAUGAAUUAUCGCCUAAACGUUAUGGGAUUCUUCACCACAGCGAACAAAGUCUCCCCAGGCAAUUAUGGCCUGAAGGAUAUUUUAAUGUCGCUGCAUUGGGUCCACGAUAACAUCGAGUCCUUCCAUGGCGAUUCGAAUUCCGUGACGUUAUGGGGCCACAGCGCUGGAGCUGGCGCUGUUCACGCGAUGGCCUUCACCAAGAAAACGGAGGGACUGUUUCACAGAUACAUUCUGCAGAGCGGGAGCAUAUUCGCCACCUGGGCUGUGAACUCUAGGUAUUGGAUGAGACAGGUUUCGCUGGAGGUAGCCAGGCUGGUAGGCUGUCUGCCCCGUGGCACAAAGAACAGCACGAAAAUCGUGUUGGAAACUGAGGAAAAUCAUUCGAGGGACCAUUAUGUAGAGACAGAAACCACGUGUCCCAGUAGGACCUAUGAAAGUUUUCAACAGGAUGUUUGGCAACAGAAUCCUUGUUGCCCCUUCGGACCCGUGGUUGAAGAGGAAUCAGCAGACGCUGUUAUAACGAGACCUCCUUUGGUGACUCUCAGAAAACGUCUGUUCAGAGAUAUACCACUUAUAGUAGGUGUCACAAGGGACGAAGGAUUCAUGAAGACUGUGGGUUUAUUGGACUCGGAGAAGGAACUGAUCGACAAUAUCGAUGUAUACUUGCCGGUCCUGCUGGACUCUUAUCAGUUAAUCUCCAACAUGUCUGCCUUCCUCGGUGCUGUUGAAGAAUUUUAUUUCGAGUCGAAUCUUACGGGACGACUAAUGCAAAAUAUUACAGAGGCGACCGGUGAUGCUGUAAUUAUAUGGCCAACGUAUCAGGUGUUGAGACGUCAAUUAGGGAUGAUGAAUUCGAGCGUUUACUUUUAUGUCUUUAUGUACGAGGGCACGUUUAGCUUCACCUUCCAUACACUACCGCGGAGAUACUUCGGCAUCUCACACGGUGACGAUUUAAAUUACUUGAUGCCUAUGUUAAACAGAGAAUUUGGCGAUGAAACGUUCCACAAUACGGAAACUGACAUCGCUAUGAUAAACAUAAUGACCAAACUGUGGGCCAACUUUGCAACCACGGGAGUACCAAAGGCAACGGGAGUAAUCGCCUGGCCGGAAUACAAAAUUGCCCAUAAGUUUCUGCGAAUCGGAGUGGACAAAAGGCCAGAAGUCGUCUUGGACAAUCAAUUCCUGCCCGAUAGAAUGAGAUUUUGGGAAGAAGUAACAAACAAUUUCACCGUAAAUGAGGCGGACUUUACAGACGAACAACCACCCGAAGAGUCACCACCAGAGAACCAUUCCAACAUCAACAUGGGCAACCUGCUCAGCGGCUCACUAAUAUCUCUGUUACUAUUGUGCACCAUUUAUUUAUUCUAAGACAAAUGCUUU
Messenger RNA from Dufourea novaeangliae, 1896 nucleotides. Its product is annotated as esterase FE4-like. The transcript is spliced from 9 exons. The coding region runs from base 1 to 1884 and encodes 627 amino acids. Lineage: Eukaryota; Metazoa; Arthropoda; Insecta; Hymenoptera; Halictidae. The record is from RefSeq and is a predicted model, not a curated record.